AUGCUGUUAACUUGGACCUGGCGGUGUAAUAUGCCAGCGCUCUGGCAAUCGUCUCAGCGGCCUAUGUACAUAAGGACGGUUUGGGUAGACGGGUUCCGCCACGCGAUCCUAACACACGACGAUCCUUGCUACCUUAAACUGAGCGCCAAACGGAGACCCCAUUCUUCGGCGAGCGCUCAAAAGCAGAGCUACACUAACUCCCGUUUGAGCCACAGAUCCGACGAUCUGCAGGACUGCUUACGAAAAUUGCAGCUAGUCAACGAAAAACACCCGCCAGAGACAAGCGUCGAGGAACUUCACCUAUCGGACGUGGAAUCUGAGGAGGAGAUCAGAAUACCGGACGUCGAACCAGACACCCCUAUGGCUAAAGCCAAAUCCAACCGCACAGCGCGGACAGAAGCAAAAGAUACGGACCUAUCAGACAGAGUUCUACAAUGGCUAGACCUAGCCGGUAAAGUGGAUUUACUGAAGGAGGACAGCGAAAGGAUCUCGCAACCGCGCCACAGCUGGCCAGAAAUCCAGAGGCGGAAUUUGAUCAAAUCGAAGACAUCAGCGGAUUUGAAAGCGAGGGAGCCAAAAACGAGCGCGGGUCCUAUCGAUCGGCAGGAAAUUUAUGUGACGACGUCGAACACGAUCGAGAACUACGCACGCCAGUCACGUAAUCCCAAAACGCGACACGAGAAAGCGAAGGAAAACAAAAGGGUCAAAGACAUGAAACCGAAUAUUGUCGAGACGAGACAGAAAGUGGUGAUGGAGAGGACCGCCGUUGAAAAGCAAUACGCCGAGUUGGUGAACAAGAAAUUAAUACCAGAUGUGGGCAAAACCAAGAAGCAAGUACACAUCUUCAUGCCGGAAGCGUUGCCGAAGAGAACGGAUUUAAUAACCAGUAGGACGCAGAGUUUGCUGUCGCAGAAACUUUAG
Messenger RNA from Leptosia nina, 921 nucleotides. Lineage: Eukaryota; Metazoa; Arthropoda; Insecta; Lepidoptera; Pieridae. The record is from the annotation of a GenBank genome assembly.